Molecule: messenger RNA, 2518 nt
Organism: Salpingoeca rosetta
Lineage: Eukaryota; Choanoflagellata; Craspedida; Salpingoecidae
Exons: 16
Coding region: 18-2441 (807 amino acids)
Molecular function (GO): metal ion binding
Source: RefSeq, a predicted model, not a curated record
UCGACAGACAGCCAGUCAUGGACUUUGCCAACUUGCCAGACUUGGGAUCUGUGUCCCUCGUUCCCGUCCCUCAACAGCAACAGCAACAGCAACAGCAACAGCAACAGCAACAGCAACAGCAACAGCAACAGCAACAGCAACAGCAACAGCGAGGUGAGCAAGCACACGCCCAAGCCGAAACGGAAACCGCAGCGCCGCCGCCGGCACAGCUCUCGCUGUCGGUUGCACCCGGCGCCACAGAUGACGACGAUGGCAAUACGGGUGGUGCUGCUGACAGUCACUCCAACAACACUGGAGCAAUGCAUCAGCAGCAGCAGGGUGGCGCAGAUGCCACGGCGACAUCUCCUUCUGCUGCAGCACCGCCGUCCGCUGUGAGCAGCAACACCACAAGCAGUGGGGCAUCUGCAGACAGCGUGCAUGCGCCGUUCUACUGGUUCUGGCAGCACUCCUCUGGAGCCUGGUCGCCAUUCUCCAAGUUUGACUCGGACGCGCUCGAGGCUGCACUGCAGGCGCACAAGGACAAGGUGAAGGACGACGAAACGAACAAUGGCGGCGCCCGUGGCCGUGACAGCGACAUCGGUGGUGAUGAUGUGGUCGUUGUCACCGACAGCGGACGAUUCACCGUGGAUGUUCUGAAGCGCCAGCGGUCUCCACGCUACUGGGCUGGCCAGCCCAACCCCGUCGUCAGGAGCGCGUGGGUUGUUGGUCAGGGCCCGACGCUGCAGCCGCUGCCAGAGGAACACAGCGACAUUGUCGAGAUUGCGUAUCAAGAGUCACGCAAGUCCGGGCAGUGGAAGAAGACCGUUGAUCUUCCAAACCAAAACCGCGCUGUCCUCCAUCACCAGCACCUGUUUGUGUUCUACGAGUCGGCAUCGUCUGAGCCGCGCCGUCUUGCCCGCGGCCUCGCUGAUCACGUCGCACAGGGGUCAGCCCCGAGUGAAGCGUUUGAUCACCUCGUCCUCGUCAUUGCCGGCCCAACACCAGAGCGACCGAACCUCAGCAGUCUUGGCUUUCACGUCACGAAGGACAAGGUUGGCGACGUGACGGACAUCUGCGACGCCCUCCGCUCCAUCGGGUCCGAGCUCAUCGCCACCCACUUCGUCCUUACCGGCUCGUCCAAGAGUACGGGUCGGGUUGAGUUUCUGCCAAUCCACUGGGAGACGCCUGCGUCGCUGCUCGACAGCGUGCGCGAUGUUCAGCUCAACACAAUCCGAAACCUGCGUGGUUUUGUCAACGAAAUCCUCGCAGACACAUACGCCUACCACAACCACAAAUCGGCCAUGGUCGCAGCCAUCGCCGCAGCCAUCAACACCACCAUCGCAUCGUUCCAGCACCACAACCCCUCGUUCACGGGCUCCAUAUCCGUCAUGGCGCACGGCUUUGGGGGCGUGCUCGUCCACGACCUUCUCACCCCAUUUGGCGAUGCAUGCGGCAGUGAUCGUGAUGUGGAUGGUGGUGAAGGUGAAGGUGAAGGUGAUGGUGCUGAUGAUGGUGAUGGUGAUGGUGAUGGUGAUGGUGGUGUCGACCCAGCAGUGGAGUUUCAGGCGUUUCUUGACGAGCACGCAAUGGAGGCCCUUCGCGCUGCUGAUGAAGAGAAGAAGCGCAAGAGCACACAGCAGCAAGCAGAUAGCGAGCAGCCAGCAGCAGACACGGCGCCACCCAAGAAACAGUCAUCAUCACCACCAUCAGUGUCGUGCUCGUUUGCGAAUGUGUUCCUGCUCGGAUCUCCGCUCGCCUCCCAUCUGGCCAUGACGCGAGAUGCAACGGCUCAGCGUGAGGAGGGAGGACCAGCCCCGUUGCCUGCAGGCACGAUGGGAAGCGCGCAGUGGUUCAACGUGUUUCACCCGUACGAUCCGCUUGCCAGUCGUCUUGAUCGCGUCUUGUUGGGGGACACCGCCCCUUUACAGGCACAGGAGAUUCCCCAUCACAAAGGUCGCGGGAAGCGCAUGCAUCUCGAGCUCAAAGAUUACAUCAGCGACACCAAGCGCGAGCUGCAGCGGGAGGUGCGCACUUGGGCCGGCACCGCCUGGUCCUCGUUCAACAACGCCCUCAAGACAAGGGUUGGCGUGGACGUCGGCUCGUUUGCGCUGGGAAAGCUGGCAGGGUCGCUCAACGAUGAACAGGCAGACAACGAACAGCAGCAGCAGCAGCAGCAGCAGCAGCAGCAACGGGAACAACAGGAACAAUCCAAGCAGCAGCAACAGCAACCGAUCAUGUCGUCAUCUUCAUCGUCGUCUGCGAUGACGAGUGGACCGUCCAUCCGUUUUGACCACGUGCUCCAGGCCUCCACCACGGACGUGGUGUCCCAGGCCGUGUUCGCCAUGAAAUCGCACCGGUCGUAUUGGUCGUCCGAAGAUACUGUUCUCUUCGUCCUCUCCCGCCUCUACUCACCAACAACAACGACGACGACGACGACGACGACGACGAUGGAGAACGCCUAGAACUGUAUCGUGUUGUGUGUGUGUGUGUAUGUGUGUGUGUGUGCGUGUGUGUGUGUGUGCGUGUGUGUGUGUGUGUG